AUGGAUUAUGUUGGGAAAGAUAGCAGGGCUGUUGAUGUGGCACAAACCACAGCAAUUGAAUGUCAAGAUUUUUAUCCGCAUUACAAACGCGGUUUUGACGACACAGAAGUUGACUGCCAAGCAGUGGUGCUUUUCUACAGAGUGCAGCGAAUGCUGGAUUUAACGUGCAAUGCACUGCGUCAACAGAUAACGAAUACGGAGCAGAGAAGGCUCGAAAAAGAAAUUAGGGAUGUGUUAGAUGACUGGGCACAUGAUAUGGAUAAAAAGAAGGAAUAUUUGACAGGGCGACGUGUAGAGCUGGCUGAAGAACUCAAGCAAGUUCGUCAUAUCCAAGAAAAACUGGAAGAAUUUAUGGUGCAACUACAGAAAGAGAAAUCAGCAUAA
Molecule: messenger RNA, 384 nt
Organism: Gongylonema pulchrum
Lineage: Eukaryota; Metazoa; Nematoda; Chromadorea; Rhabditida; Gongylonematidae
Source: the annotation of a GenBank genome assembly